This is a messenger RNA of Leptosomus discolor (cuckoo roller), 1163 nucleotides long. It is a transcript of the gene BLVRA, whose product is annotated as biliverdin reductase A. The record is from RefSeq and is a predicted model, not a curated record. Gene Ontology annotation, biological process: heme catabolic process. Lineage: Eukaryota; Metazoa; Chordata; Aves; Leptosomiformes; Leptosomidae. Gene Ontology annotation, cellular component: cytoplasm. Gene Ontology annotation, molecular function: nucleotide binding; biliverdin reductase [NAD(P)H] activity; zinc ion binding.
GCUGGAGCUGCGGAGUGUUGUGUAAGAAGGAGCUGCAGGGAGUGGAGGAGAAUUAAACAGGAUCACGUUUCUCCUCUGUGAGCUGAAGAGAUUAACAAAAUGUUUGGGACAGUGGUGGUUGGAGUUGGAAUUGCUGGCUUAGCACGAAUCAGAGACUUGAUGAAUCCGAUGCCUUCCAGCCCUUCUGAGCACCUGAAACUCUUGGGAUUUGUAUCCAGGAGAAGCUUUGGCAGUAUUAAUGAGGCCAAGCAGAUCAGCCUAGAAGAUGCUCUAAGAAGUGAAGAGAUCCAUGCAGCCUUCAUCAGCACAGAGAACAGAAGCCAUGAAGAAACCAUCAGAAUGUUUUUAGAAGCUGGGAAACACGUUGUUGUUGAGUACCCCAUGGCUUUGUCUGCUAAGGCGGCCCAUGAGCUCUGGGAGAUGGCUGAGCAGAAAGAUAAAGUACUCCAUGUAGAGCAUAUUGAGCUUCUGACUGAAGAGUACAAGCAGCUGAAAAAAGAGGUGGCUGGGAAAGACCUGGUGAAGGGAACAUUGCAUUUCACAGGUAGCGUCCUCGAUGAAAACAAAACAGGAUUUCCAGCUUUCAGUGGAAUUGCCCGACUGACUUGGCUGAUUGACCUCUUUGGAGACCUCACUGUUACCUCUGCCACCAGAAAAAUGCAGAAGGAUAAGAAUUAUUCCAGAAUGACUGUUCACUUUCAGACAGCAAACAAGAAGCCUCUGACAUGGAUUGAAGAAAGGGGACCAGGGAUGAGACGUGAAAAGAAAAUCAACUUCUGUUUCACAAGUGGUUGCCUGGAGAACCUCCCUCAAGCCCCGAGAUCUGCUGUGGGACUUUUCAUGCAGGAUCAGAACCUCUUUGCCAAAAAACUGCUGGGCCAGGUAUCCAAGGAGGAGCUGGCUGCUGAGAAAUGGCGAAUUUUGCGGUGUCUUGACCUUGCCGAGGUGAUCCAACAGCACUGUGAACAGCCAGAGAAAAUCUAUUCCUGAGACUGCUCUUAGGGAAGGAGGAACACAGUAGAGGGGAAAGCUGUAGGGCUGGAGCUCACUGUUGCCAUCAAGCAGUUGCUAUUUCCGUUUCAUUACCUUCUUUUUGACUAGUUGUGAUUCUUAGGCUCUCUGGGUGGGCUGGAGAGCCUGGGCUAUACCCUGUGCUUUCUGGU